This is a messenger RNA of Aedes albopictus (Asian tiger mosquito), 521 nucleotides long. Its product is annotated as N-acetyl-D-glucosamine kinase-like. The record is from RefSeq and is a predicted model, not a curated record. NCBI's taxonomy places the organism in Eukaryota, Metazoa, Arthropoda, Insecta, Diptera, Culicidae. The transcript is spliced from 2 exons. Gene Ontology annotation, molecular function: N-acetylglucosamine kinase activity. Bases 15 to 506 code for a protein of 163 amino acids.
AAGGCACCACGGUCAUGACACAAGUUGUAUACAUCGGUGGUGUUGAAGGUGGCGCCACCCAUUCCAAGCUGGUGAUAUGCGAUCAGUCCGGUAAGGUGCUCGCAUCGGCCAAAGGACCCAGCACCAACCACUGGAUGGUCGGUAUACCGGAGGUGGCCAAGCGGAUCGACACAAUGGCCCGGGAGGCCAAGGCCCAGGCCAACAUUCCCGAGACACACCGACUGUCGGCCAUGGGACUGUGCCUGAGUGGAGCCGAGCAGGACGCCACGAACAAGGAACUGGAGAACUACUUAAAGACACACUAUCCGGAUGUGGCCGAUCGGUACAUGGUCGGGAGUGACACGGUCGGAAGUAUUGCAACCGCUUCGAAUGUGGGAGGCAUGGUGAUCAUAUCGGGAACAGGAUCUAACACACUGCUACGGAAUCCGGACGGGAGCACGUACGGGUGCGGCGGCUGGGGACACAUGAUCGGCGACGAAGGAAGUGGUGAGUGUUCCAAAAAUUAAUGGUUCUAAAGCCCA